Messenger RNA from Phragmites australis (common reed), 1733 nucleotides. RefSeq lists its product as uncharacterized. NCBI's taxonomy places the organism in Eukaryota, Viridiplantae, Streptophyta, Magnoliopsida, Poales, Poaceae. The coding region runs from base 255 to 1718 and encodes 487 amino acids. Gene Ontology annotation, molecular function: S-adenosylmethionine-dependent methyltransferase activity. The transcript has a single exon. The record is from RefSeq and is a predicted model, not a curated record.
GGUAAAUAAGCUAGCGUCUCGUAACUCUCCGACCUAUUCCCAUGGAAGCAGCCUGCAAAUAAGCUAGCGUCCCAUUUGGGAAAUGGCACUUUCCACAUACGCACCUCCCGUCCUCCGGGUCCGGUAUCCCAAGCACCUCGCCCUCCUUGUCAGCGCCAACCACACCGCCGCCCGCUUCUGCUCCCCCGUUAAUUCCUGCGUCUAAUCAGCCGCCCGUUGCCUUUGCCUAGCCGGAGGGGCGGCCCGGGGGUGACAUGGGCCCUGCGGGGCGCGGGGCGCUCACGCGCGCCGUCCUCCUCCUCAGCGUCGUCGCGCUCGGGCUCUGGCUUCUGUGCGGGGAGUUCGCCGUCAUCGGCGGGGGGGGAAGGACAACCAAUCCCGCCGUCCCGACCGCCGUGGCCGGGAGGAAGACCAACGUCCAGACGGCCGUUGGCUCGCCGGUCGCGUGGCGCAGCCGCGAGUGGAGGCGGGCGGUGGACCACCACGCCGCCGUCCUCGGCAGGCACCUGGCGGACGGCCUGCUCGCCGCAUCCUCCCGCGCCGUCUGCCUCGGCGGCGUCCAGGCGGCGAUCGCGCUGCGAGAGCUCGGCGUGGUCGGCGCCGUCGCCGUCGCCCAGAAGCGGUCCCCGCCCCUGGCCGUCGCCGGCAGCGACCGCCACCUCCCGUUCCCGGACUCCUCUGUCGAUUUCUUCUUCGUCGGCCGGGCCCUCGACUCCUCCAAGCGCCCGACCGACCUCGCCGGCGAGGCGGCACGGAUCAUGAAGCCGAACGGCCACCUCGUGGUCCUCACAUCCGGCGCCAGCGACGCCUACAACCUCCGGUCCCUCCAAGCUCUCCUCCCAUCCCUCCGAUUACUCCGAUCCCGCGAGAUCAACGGCCUGGAUGGCUUCACCCUCCGGGAACUGGUCUUCCGGAAGCAUGCAGGUAUCUCCACCACCACCAUUUCCGCGAGCAACUGCACGAAUCGCGAUCAAAAGCUCCAAAUCAUCGGCCUCGCCGAGCCACUGAUCCAAGAAGAGCCGGCAAAGCCAUGGAUCACGCUGAAGAGGAACAUCAAGAACAUCAAGUACCUCCCGGCGCUCGCUGACAUCGGCUUCAAGCGCCGGUACGUGUACGUCGACGUCGGCGCGCGGAGCUACGGCUCCAGCAUCGGCAGCUGGUUCCGGAAGCAGUACCCGAAGCAGAACCACACCUUCGAGGUGUUCGCCGUCGAGGCCGACCCGGCGUUCCACGCCGAGUACGCCACCAAGAAAGGCAUCACCUUGCUCCCCUACGCAGCCUGGGUCAGGAACGAGACGCUCACGUUCGAGAUCAACGACGGCCCCGGCAAGGGUGACAUCAACGCCAAAAGGGCGAACGGCCGUGGCAUGGGCCGCAUCCGGCCCGCGGCGGGCGCGACGGACAGAGUGUCGUCCGGCGCGGUGCGGCGCAUCCCGGCGUUCGACUUCGCCGCGUGGCUCCAGCGGACGGCGUCGGAGCAGGACUACGUGGUGAUGAAGAUGGACGUGGAGGGCACCGAGUUCGACCUCAUCCCGAGGAUGCUCGACACCGGCGCGAUCUGCCUCGUCGAUGAGCUGUUCCUCGAGUGCCAUUACAACAGGUGGCAGAGGUGCUGCCCCGGUGAGCGGUCGCCCAAGUACCGGAACACGUACGGCAAGUGCCUCGACCUGUUCACCUCGCUCCGGGAGAGCGGCGUGCUUGUGCAUCAGUGGUGGUGAUCGGUAGAUAAGUGA